This is a messenger RNA of Betta splendens (Siamese fighting fish), 2750 nucleotides long. It is a transcript of the gene map7a, whose product is annotated as microtubule-associated protein 7a. The record is from RefSeq and is a predicted model, not a curated record. Gene Ontology annotation, cellular component: microtubule cytoskeleton. The transcript is spliced from 15 exons. Lineage: Eukaryota; Metazoa; Chordata; Actinopteri; Anabantiformes; Osphronemidae. Gene Ontology annotation, biological process: microtubule cytoskeleton organization. Bases 9 to 1919 code for a protein of 636 amino acids.
GCAUUGGUAUGCCAGGCUCAAAACCUAGCAUGGCCGUGAAGAAGAAGCAGAGUGCCAUCCCACCAUCCCAGGGACCACUUUCUACACGUACCAUCCAGAGCCAAAGAGGGGGGAACCGGGCUGAAAGCAAGGCAGAAAAUGGCUCUGGGGGUAAAGCAGAUUUGCAGGUAAAGAAAGCAGCCUGCAUUGGACUGAAGAUCUGCAACACUCAGCGGGCUGCUACAGUGUCUAAUGGGCCAAAUGUUGAUGAAAGGCUGAAAGCAGCACGACAAAGAAGAGAAGAACACCAGAAGUUACAAGCUUCACGGGAAUCAACCAGGUUGGAGCGAGAGCAGCGGGCCAGGCGUUACUAUGAACAACAGCUGCAGGAGCGCAAGAAGAAACUCACGGAGCAGCGGCUCAAGGAGGAGCGGAGGCGAGCUGCCGUGGAGGAGAAGCGCCAGCAGAGGCUCAAAGAGGAGAAGGAGAGACAUGAAUCUGCAGUUCGCAGGACGCUGGAGAAAAGCCAAAGAGCCCAACAGAACCUCAGUCAACACGGAAGAGGAAGGAAGCUCACCAAGAACACUCCACGCCGCGCGCCACUGACAGCAUGGGAGAGGGACCUGAUCAGUCGCCUGCUUACCCCCACAUGCUCCUUUCUGGCCAGGAGCAAGAGUGCUGCUUGUCAGUCAGGAGAAGAAGCUGUCCAUGUUUGUCGUCGUGCAGUUUCAUUCCAUUCCAUGAAUACCACCACUGCCAUGACUUCCCCUCAUAAACCUCAGCAGCACGCUGGUUCAGUCUACUACAGGUCAUCUGCCUCACCCAGCCCUAACAACAGAAGCACCAAUAUGACACAGAUCAAAGCUGUUAGAAAGCAGGAUAUUAACAGGAAGACUUCAAACUGCAGCUCAGCUGCCAUCAACAACAGUGUGAGACCAGCCACAGUUACACAGAGCAGAACAGCCUCCCCCUCUCCAGAACGGACCCCCCGAAGAUCAAUCAGCAGACAUUCAACCCCACUGCAACUGGAGCUCCCGUCAGUGCCCGAGGAAGAUGUUGCUGUGUGUAGUUCUGCCCUUGCUGCUGGUAAUUCAAGGCCUGUCAGGACAUCAGCUGAAGGUCAGCAGAAUAAAAUGAAUGGUGAAAACCUGCCUGACACUGAGACAGGAGUUAUAACAAGAACAGCGGGAGAUGGAAGCCCUUCCCUGACGCCUCACCAUCCAGCUCCACAGCCUCCUGAGGUCGCAUGCAGGCCUUCAGCAGGGACUACAGAUCCAGAGGAGGCCUCCCGUCUCCUGGCCGAAAAGAGGAGAGAGGCUCGACUACAGCGGGAGAGGGAGGAGCAGGAGCGUCUGCAGAAAGAAGAGGCAGAGAGGAGGAGUCGCGAAGAACUGGAGCGCAAGCAGGCGGAGGAACGUGCUUCGCAACAAGCAGAGGCUCAACGUCUGAUUGAGGAGAAGAAAAGAAGGGAGGAAGAGGAGAAGAGACGAGCUGAAGAAGAAAGAGCUCAGGCCAUGCGCGAAGCUGCCCUGCUGCAGAAACAGAGAGAGGAGGAACAGGCCAAAGAGAAGGCAAAAGCAGAGCAGAUCAAACAAGAGCGAGAAAUCCUUGCACAGAAAGAGGAAGUAGAACGGCAAGCAAGAAAAAAGCGACUUGAGGAGAUCAUGCGGAGAACCAGAAGAACAGAUUCUCCAGAUAUGAAUCCAGGACCCGCGAGGUUGGUGCCAAACGACGCCCAGCCAAAGGAAAACACAGAGCCUGUGCAAAAUGGCAGCGCAGACGGUGACGUCAAAGUGCCGGUGGGGACCAAGUCCUCGCAGCUGAGGCUGAGCAACGAGGAGGACAUGAUUCCUAUUGUGGCCUUCAAGGAACGUAGGUCUCUCAGAACACUCACUGGCCUGGAGGAAAUCCAGACGCAUCAACGAGCAGAGGUCAUAUGAGCACCUUCAAAGUCGACGGAAGACUUUCCCUGAACGCUGCGAUUUCUCUAUGAAACACAGGUGAUACUAGAGCACAGCCACCUCGCUGCCCUGCGCCGUCGCUAAAGAGCAUGUACAGUUACAGCGCUGACUCACCAAGGACAUCAGCAUUCGGUCACUCCUCUGUGUAACCCGUGGUACAAGUUCUGGGCAAGUUGCAUAAUUUAUUAAGUACAGCUGGUUUCUAUAAUAAUGACUAUCCUAAAAUAGUAGCUGUAGACAUUGGUAAUGGUAGUGCCAUUUAAUAGUUAUCAAGUGUUGCCUUUGUAAAAUACUAGGAAUAGCCUCCGACUAUCACAACGUAUACUGGCCAUAUGCGCUGCUUAUUCCUAAUAUUUCUGUCCACGUUACCUUCCUCAGUCUCGUCACUGUGGAAUCAUAAUAGCUCAGCGACAAUAGCUCGGGUUGCUUUCGCGCUAAAAAUGUUAGUGAGUAUUCACCUAAUGUAAAACCUAUUCUUGUCUUUGCCCUCUGAUUUUGUGAAGUAUAGCAAUCACAUACAGUAUUUCAAAGCUGCUAAGGAACUUAGUGUCCAAAGACUUUGCUUCAGUUUUUGUGAGUGAUGUUUUAAGAAAAAAUACAAUGCACAAAGCAUAUAUUGCACUGGAGAUGGCUUGUUUGGUAUUGCACACUUUCCAAAUCAAAGCUUGAAGCGUAGAGGUUCAGUUAGUUUAUUAUGAUAAAAGCAUAUAAAAACAGAUGUAUCAGAUAUUACUGCUCAUAAAUGUAACCUGUUAAAGCUAUUAAGGUUGAAAUCUCUGCCAUAUUUGAUUAAAAUUAAUAUUAUACUGA